Messenger RNA from Lactuca sativa (garden lettuce), 468 nucleotides. RefSeq lists its product as uncharacterized. Lineage: Eukaryota; Viridiplantae; Streptophyta; Magnoliopsida; Asterales; Asteraceae. The record is from RefSeq and is a predicted model, not a curated record.
AUGGACGACUAUAUGAUAAUGUCCGAAAGAACCGCAAGAGAGAGUUUGUUUACAUUGUCAAGAGGUGUUGUUGAAACAUUUGGAGACGUGUAUUUGUGGAAACCUUCGUUGCAUGAUUUGCAAGAAUUGUAUGCGGCACAUGAAGAACGCUAUGGGUUUCCCGAAAUGAUCGGAAGCAUUGAUUGCAUACACUGGAAAUGGAAAAAUUGUCCGGUAGCAUGGAAAGGGCAAUACGCAAGCGGCCAUCAUGGAUCACCUUCGUUAGUUUUAGAGGCUGUUGCUUCUCAAGAUUUAUGGAUUUGGCAUGCAUUUUUUGGGGUUGCGGGUUCCAACUACGACGUCAACGUUCUUGAUCAGUCGCCAAUAUUCGACAAUCUUUUAAAUGGAAAGGCCCCGGAUGCUCCUUUCAUGGUGGAUGGAAACGAAUACAAAUAUGGGUAUUACCUUACAGAUGGAAUAUAUCCUUAG